AAACUGGUCAGGUAUCCUAAUUACCAGCUCAAAUACAGACCAGGAUCAGAAUCUAGACAUGUUGUCCUGCUCAAAUACAGACCAGAAUCUAGACAUGUUGUCCUGCUCAAAUACAGACCAGGAUCAGAAUCUAGACAUGUUGUCCUGCUCAAAUACAGACCAGGAUCAGAAUCUAGACAUGUUGUCCUGCUCAGAUAAAGACCAGGAUCAGAAUCUAGACAUGUUGUCCUGCUCAGAUAAAGACCAGGAUCAGAAUCUAGACAUGUUGUCCUGCUCAGAUAAAGACCAGGAUCAGAAUCUAGACAUGUUGUCCUGCUCAAAUAAAGACCAGGAUCAGAAUCUAGACAUGUUGUCCUGCUCAAAUACAGACCAGGAUCAGAAUCUAGACAUGUUGUCCUGCUCAGAUAAAGACCAGGAUCAGAAUCUAGACAUGUUGUCCUGCUCAAAUAAAGACCAGGAUCAGAAUCUAGACAUGUUGUCCUGCUCAGAUAAAGACCAGGAUCAGAAUCUAGACAUGUUGUCCUGCUCAAAUAAAGACCAGGAUCAGAAUCUGGACAUGUUGUCCUGCUCAAAUAAAGACCAGGAUCAGAAUCUGGACAUGUUGUCCUGCUCAGAUAAAGACCAGGAUCAGAAUCUAGACAUGUUGUCCUGCUCAAAUAAAGACCAGGAUCAGAAUCUGGACAUGUUGUCCUGCUCAAAUAAAGACCAGGAUCAGAAUCUGGACAUGUUGUCCUGCUCAAAUAAAGACCAGGAUCAGAAUCUGGACAUGUUGUCCUGCUCAGAUAAAGACCAGGAUCAGAAUCUAGACAUGUUGUCCUGCUCAAAUAAAGACCAGGAUCAGAAUCUGGACAUGUUGUCCUGCUCAGAUAAAGACCAGGAUCAGAAUCUAGACAUGUUGUCCUGCUCAAAUAAAGACCAGGAUCAGAAUCUAGACAUGUUGUCCUGCUCUUGUGCCACACUAAGACGAGUCCUGUCAAUAUCAGUUAUUCAAUAGAGACUCAUAUAGUUCCUGUCAAUAGCAGAUAUUCAAUAGACUCAUUUAGGUCCUGUCAAUAUAACAUUGUACUAAUUCAAUAACGUUGUGAUUAUAUUGUUUUUGUGCAAGAUUUAAAAAACAA
Oncorhynchus keta (chum salmon) is the source of this 1118-nucleotide messenger RNA. Its product is annotated as clumping factor A-like. NCBI's taxonomy places the organism in Eukaryota, Metazoa, Chordata, Actinopteri, Salmoniformes, Salmonidae. The coding region runs from base 59 to 994 and encodes 311 amino acids. The record is from RefSeq and is a predicted model, not a curated record. The transcript has 2 exons.